Messenger RNA from Caenorhabditis briggsae, 2250 nucleotides. The record is from RefSeq and is a predicted model, not a curated record. Gene Ontology annotation, cellular component: cytosol; nucleus. Gene Ontology annotation, biological process: protein dephosphorylation. Bases 1 to 2250 code for a protein of 749 amino acids. The transcript is spliced from 8 exons. Gene Ontology annotation, molecular function: protein serine/threonine phosphatase activity; cation binding; mitogen-activated protein kinase binding. NCBI's taxonomy places the organism in Eukaryota, Metazoa, Nematoda, Chromadorea, Rhabditida, Rhabditidae.
AUGGUGCAAACCGACGAGCCAGAGGCUCGUACACCCCUACAGUUUGGCGAAAAUUUGAGAAUCACCGCCGCGGCGAAUCAGGGCGGCCGUCGUUACAUGGAAGAUCGAUGUGUGAUUCAUACAGAACGAGACGAUAAGGGAAUCCUCCUAUGGACAUUUGUGGGCGUCUACGAUGGUCAUGGUGGAGAACACGCUUCGGAAUACGUUAGGAAGCAUCUUCUCAUGAAUAUCACUAAAAAUCAAAAAUUCGCGUCGGACAACGAUGAGGACAUUCUGGAGGCUAUCCGACAGGGAUUCCUCUUCACUCAUGAGCAAAUGAGAGAUGUUCAUCUCCAUUGGCCAUACACGGCAUCAGGCUUCCCAUCUACCGCCGGAACUACUGUAAGCUGUGUGUUCAUUAGGAACGGAAAGCUCUACACGGGACAUGUUGGAGACUCGGCAAUCUAUCUGGGAACUGUGGAAAAUGGCGACGUCCGUUCCUGUCCCCUCACAAUCGACCAUAAGCCAGAAUCGGCUCACGAACAGAUGCGUAUCGCAAAAGCAGGCGGAGAGACGGCGGUGAAAAGCGGUGUGACUCGUGUUGUAUGGAAACGGCCCGCCCGUGUGAACAUGUUCACACCAAAGGACCUGACUCGACCGAUCAUCAUGGAUAAGAUACCAUUCCUGUCGGUUGCCAGAAGUUUGGGCGAUUUAUGGUCGUAUAAUAAGGAGACGAACAUGUUUGUGGUGUCACCGGAACCGGAUUUGGGUGUCCACCGCCUCACUGGCAACGACUUCUGCCUUGUCCUCGCCUCCGACGGCAUGACAAACGUGCUCACCGGAGAACAAGCAGUGGAAAUAGUGUUCAAAGAGGAGGAACUAGUCGAAAUCCACGAUGAAAUCAAUCGAAAUCACUCGAGAUGUGUUCUCCGUACAGCUCUUCACAAAUGGAGAUCGCUUCGUGCGGACAACGUUACCGUAGCCACCGUAAUCUUCGACAUCGACCCACUACAGUACUCCAAGGAGGAAGUGGUCAUGAAAGUUGGCAGAUACGUGAAUGCGUCUCAAGUGCUCACAGAUCGUCCCGAUGCUCUUCUGAAGAUCUCUAAGACUGACAGUGUAUUGCUCACGACUACACGCACCCCGAUUAUCUACAACGGGACCAAAGACGCGAAUUUCUGUAAGGUCAACUAUCGAGGACCCGGAUUCAGAAGUCACGAUGAGGAGGUUCAGGAGGAGAGGACGUUCUUGAUCAACAAAUUUAACACUAAAGGAGCCAAAAUUGGGAUUUCUAAUGGAUCGGCGGACUCAAAGAGGGGACCAUCGAUGGCUGGAAGUUCGGCUGACUUGGAUUAUGAUGAUGAGGAGGAUGAUGAGGAGGGUGACGAGGAGGAGGAUGAGCCAUUCGAUCCAUCUGAAACGAUUAGUAUUGAAUUGACGUCUUCGGAGGAGAAAACCAUCACUGUGGUCCCAUCGGCCCAACGCCCACCACGUCCACAUGCUCCACUUCCAGUCUUCAUAGACGACUCCAUCAUAGAACCGGAAAACUCGGAAAAUGGUGUUCAAUCGACGUCAUCCGGCGUGAAACGAGUCAAAGCAGAAGCUGUCCGACGUCUCCGUACUCCAAGAAUCGAGGAUUCUGAAGACGUGCUAACAGAGAAACGAGUGACCAGAUCGGCGUCGCGUUCUGGAGCCGCCCCUGAAGUCGUCCAGAAGACACCAUCACCAAUCAAAUCAGUGAUUGGGAUCAAUAUGAAUCCAUCGCCAGACGCACGUCUUCCAACCACACCACGACGAUCGUCACGUCUUCUGAAUGCGUGUGGAGGUAUCAUUACGCCAGGAUCUCCGGGAGCCACGAAGCUGACGAUGAGCAGGAAGAGAGCACGAACCGCAGAGAUGCCAAUGAUGAUGAUGUCGACUGGGGUGACGCCAGUGGUGUCUGGAUUGUCCUUGCAGGAAUCCCCCUACUCUCUGAUCCCAUCAAUGGUCCAACCGAAUCUCGCCGAACGUCUCCGUCAGAUGCCCCUGACGUUCCCAGUGUUCCCACCGAACUCCCGUUCCGAACCAUCCACUCCCAAGAAGCCAUCAGUUAAACCAUCGAAAUGGUCACUAUCCCAAUUGGAUGACAAGAAGAAAAAGAAUGAUGGCAUCGUCAGGGUUUCAGAAGUCGCUGACGAUGAUGAUGAGUUGGAUGGAGACGUCAUGAGAGAGCCGCCGUCGAAAAUGCGACGAUUCGUUGGCUAUAUGAAGAAGAUGUUCUGGGGGAAAUAA